AUUGGUAUUAUCAGAAGAUUGGCUACCGAUUCGCAGCACUCGAGGAACUUAAAUGGAGCUACUCUGCCUGGUUGGCCACUUAGUCGUUCGCGAAUUUUGGACUACUUCAAAGGUGAAGGAAGGAAAUAAUGAGAAAAGUCGCUUAUAGUGGUUAUUGGACGGUUGUGCUGCUGACCGCAAGUCUUCAGGUUGUUCUGGCACAAUUGACGAAUGUCUGCCAUCAAGAGGAGGAUGGCACUCGACUUCCGUUGGCCACCCACUGCUCCAGAUUUGUGGUUUGCCUAAAGGGUGAUGUCUCCAUUAUUGGCAGUUGCCCAAGGGGUCUCCACUUUAAUCGGGAGCUAGGGGAGUGUGAUUUCCAAUGGCGAGCCAACUGCCUCGGACUUUCAGCCUUUGCUGAAGUGGAUGAUCAGUGUACCUGUGACUGUUGCGCCGAGGAGUGCCAAGACCCAAUCGAAGACAUCGAGGAACCUACCACCACAGUCACUGAGGACUGCGAUACCCCUACUUCGGUCACGAACCCUGCCGAUUCAACAGAUACCACGGAUGCAACCACAGAUUACGAUGACUCCAACAACUCAUCCAAUACAACACCUUCUACUCCAGGAGUAGCGCCCUCGUAUUGCAAUAGCUCCCGCGGGGAUUGCGCUGAUAAGGACACAGGCACCUAUAUAGACAUGCCUGGAAUCUGUGUUAAGUUUAUCCAAUGCAAUAAUGGAUGCGUCGAGGAAAUACAGUGCCCUUCCGGAUUGUACUUUAACAAGGAUACAAACGGUUGCGAUUACUGGUGGACCGUGGACUGCACACCGACCGCCGAUGCUUCAGAUGAGAUCGAGGGACCCUCGGGAACCACCUGCUCUAACCAGGGCAAAUGCUUCGGGCAAAAAGAUGGAACGAAAUUUAAAGACGACGAAUCAAAUGGAUUCCUCGUCUGCCAAUGCCAGUGCCCCAUAGCGAUGCCUUGUGCCGAGGGUCUGCAGUUCAAUGAGACGGCUCAGGUGUGUGAUUGGGUGAGAACAAGUUCAUCUGCGAGAGAGUCUUCAGCGGUUGUUUGUUACGAUGGACUGGUUUACAAUGCCACUUCUGAUCAGUGCGACUAUCCUGAGAACUAUGUACCCGAGGUGACCUGCAAUUCCACCAGUACGUUGUGCCAGGACCAGCCAGAAGGAGAACUAUUUCCAGUAGAGGGCAAGUGUAAUAUGUUCUACAAGUGCAACUUCAACUGCGCCGUGGAGCAAUAUUGUCCGAACAACCUGGUUUACAAUAAGAAUAUAAAGGAAUGCGAUUAUCCACAGAACUAUGUUUGUGAGUGGGAAUACACUCCGCCCACGGGUCCCAAUGCCGGACCUUCGGGAAUCGCCUGCGAAAGUAAUGGUCGUUGUUUGGGUCAACGCGAGGGUACUUAUUUCAACUCCACAACGAAUUGUGGCAAAUAUGUCGUCUGUCAGUGUGAAUGUGAAGUCGAGAUGGAGUGCCCUGAUGGAUUGUACUGGGACCAAGACAAGCUGACCUGCAACUAUGAAGACAGCGUAAAGUGUACUCUCUAAAUGACCAAAUUUUUGAAUAAAGUAAUUCAUUGUCAAAACGA
Drosophila eugracilis is the source of this 1588-nucleotide messenger RNA. RefSeq names its product chondroitin proteoglycan 2. Gene Ontology annotation, cellular component: extracellular region. NCBI's taxonomy places the organism in Eukaryota, Metazoa, Arthropoda, Insecta, Diptera, Drosophilidae. Bases 129 to 1547 code for a protein of 472 amino acids. The record is from RefSeq and is a predicted model, not a curated record. Gene Ontology annotation, molecular function: chitin binding. The transcript has 2 exons.